Molecule: messenger RNA, 960 nt
Organism: Penicillium daleae
Lineage: Eukaryota; Fungi; Ascomycota; Eurotiomycetes; Eurotiales; Aspergillaceae
Product: ADP-ribosylglycohydrolase family protein
Exons: 3
Coding region: 1-960 (319 amino acids)
Source: RefSeq, a predicted model, not a curated record
AUGGCACCAUCCACACACUCGCGCGCCUUGGGUGCUAUCUGGGGCACUUGCGUAGGCGACGCUCUUGGCGGGCCCGUGCAGUUCAGCGACCCCGGUACUUUUAAACCCAUCACCGACUUGGAAUUCGUCAAACCAUUCAAGCAGCCUUCAGGAUCAUACUCGGACGAUGGAUCGAUGACCCUGGCCCUUGCUCAGUCCUUUGUCGACUCCAAGGGCCAAUACGACCACGCCUUGUCAAUCCAGAACUAUCUCGACUGGUUCAAUCAUGGCCGGUUCAGUACUACGAAUAAGGCCUGGGAUCUUGGAAGAUCGACUCGUAUCGCACUGAGGGUAUGGAAGGCUGACGGGCUCGGUGAUGUGGAGCUCACUCAGCAGAAAGUGAGCGAGCAGCUGGAUCAAGAAGGAGCUUCGGGGAAUGGAAGUUUGAUGCGAAUCUCGCCUCUUGGUGUUGCACUCUGGAAGGACUGUGAUCGGGCGAAGACACUUGCCCGCGAGCAGAGUCUUGUUACGCAUCCAGCCUUGGCUUGUCCGGAUGCCUGCGAGGCUUAUACCGAGAUGAUUUGCAUGGCGAUGAGUGGACACACAAAAGCAGACCUCUGCAAGACCAUCACUCAAUUCAAUUUCACCCAUCCUGCCCUGAUUUCCCGCUUCGCCAACUACGCAUCCAUCAACGACUGGAAAGCUAAGUCCCCCGCAGACAUGACUAGCAGUGGAUGGGUAGUCGACACCCUAGAAGUCGCACUCUGGGGAUUCUUCAAAUAUGAAUCCUGGGAAGAGGGCGCCUUGGCGGUGGUGAAUCUCGGCGGAGACUCGGACACGGCGGGGGCUGUUUAUGGCGGUCUGGCGGGGGUGUUUUACGGGUAUGAUUGUAUUCCGCCGCGGUGGGUGGAUGGGAUGCAGAAUGGGAGGUUUAUUCGAGAUGUUGCUGGGAAGUUUGCUGAGGUGGUUCCUUCGGCUUAG